This is a messenger RNA of Anisakis simplex (herring worm), 264 nucleotides long. The record is from the annotation of a GenBank genome assembly. NCBI's taxonomy places the organism in Eukaryota, Metazoa, Nematoda, Chromadorea, Rhabditida, Anisakidae.
AUGACGGGAGCAGGAACGACAGAAUUACUGCGCGCCGAUGGAUUGGGGCCGGUUGGGGCUGGAGCCGAUGAGAGUCGACUUGUGUCUAUAAGCGAUGCGAAUCAGCAGCUGAAUGCUGAUGAGCCCAUAGACUCGCCCAUAAUGCGCAGUUCGGUGAUGUCAAGUCCGCGGCUCGAUUAUGUAUCGCAGUUCGAAGUGAAUCGUGCCAAAGUUGAAGCGGUCUUGAAACGAAAUUCGGAACCGCAAUUCAUGCGAAGAAUUUAA